GGCAUCCCGAUUUCCCGCCGCCGACUUCAAGUCUGAUGGCAGUGCAAAUGAACUAGCAGGGACGAUGAGGACAACCCAAUCCCAUUCUUCCCUCCCGUCGUUUCCCGCCUCCUCGACUAUAGAGUUCUACGAAGACGAUCUCUCUUCUUUCAUUGAUCUUGACGAUAAUGGCAUCCCCAUCUGGUCAGAUGAAGAAAGCCGCGGCGAAGAAGUUGAACAGGGAAUGAGCUUACCAGUUGGUGAUGUUUGCUCGACGACAAGCGAGUUCGCAGAACGGGGAGAGGAUGAAGGCGGCGAGGUCCGGCAGAACGGGGAGAAGGAGAAGAAGAUUCUCGUCCAGCGGGAUCUCUUCCAAGUUUGGGGGAUCAAUAAUCCAUCGAAAAGGGCAGGGAUCAGUGUUCAUUCGACACCGAAGAAGAGGAGCCGGAGUGUCAUUGGGGAUUUUGCGUCUGGUAGGGCUUCGAUUAGAGAAAGGAAGGGCGAGAGUAAUGGGUGUAAUCGAGCACGUUCAUGCCCAUUCUAUAAGAAGAUUCCAGGCACAUCUAUUACAGUAGAUGCCUUUCGUUAUGGUGCAAUUGAUGGAUGUUCAGCUUAUUUUUUGAGCCAUUUUCAUUCUGAUCACUAUGGGGGCUUGAACAAAAGAUGGUCGCACGGAAAUAUUUACUGCACUAACCUUACAGCUCGCUUACUGAAAAGCUGUCUUUCAGUAAAUCCACAAUAUGUUUUCUCACUAGAACUUAAUGCUGAGCAUGUUAUUGAAGAUAUUAAAGUGACUUUGCUAGAAGCUAAUCAUUGUCCUGGUGCGGCUCUGAUUUUUUUUCGCUUGAAGGAUGGAAAGUGCUAUCUACACACCGGAGAUUUCAGGGCAUCAAAAUCCAUGCAACUGUAUCCUUUGUUGGCUAAUAAUCACAUUAAUUUGCUUUAUUUGGAUACAACAUAUUGCAACCCUAGAUAUUGCUUUCCAGCUAAAGAUGAUGUUCUAGCUUUUGUUGUGAGGACAACUGUUAAAUUUUUAUCUAAGCACCCAAAAACUCUGAUCGUUGUUGGAGCUUACAGCAUUGGGAAGGAGCCAGUUUAUCUUGCAAUUUCGCAGGCUUUAGGGGUUCCAAUUUAUACAAACCCUUCCAGAAGAAAGAUCUUGCAAUCAUUUGGUUGGCCUGAACUUUCCGGAAAGCUUUGUUCAUGCACAGAGAGUUCUCCACUUCAUGUUUUACCUAUUUCUUGUCUACGCCAUGAGAACCUAAAAGACUACCUGAAAACCUGCAAGCAACAAUUCAAAACUGUUUUGGCAUUUCGUCCCACAGGCUGGACGUACUCUGAGAGGACUGCAAGCCAUCUGGAUCUAAUCAUACCAGCCAUGAAAGGUGAUGUCACCAUAUAUGGGGUUCCCUAUAGCGAGCACUCAAGUUUUACGGAACUUAGAGAAUUUGUGAAGUUUUUGAAACCUGAGAAAAUCAUUCCAACGGUUAAUGUUGGCAAUUAUGCUAAUCGUGCGAAGAUGCAGUCUUACUUCAAGGAAUGGUUAGAAGUUUAAUGUUUUCAAUUAAACGUCCAAAUAUAGCUGAAGUUGAUUGGUAAGUGGAAUAGAGAAAUUAUUGUUAUCAGGAUAGUGUUUUGAAUAUAGCAUAUUUGUAAUUUGCUCUUGAUUGAUUCCAUCUGUUCAAUUUGGUACUCUAUGAUUGAUGCUUAAAUGAUUUUAUUUCAAAAAAAUUUGA
This is a messenger RNA of Phalaenopsis equestris, 1715 nucleotides long. RefSeq names its product DNA cross-link repair protein SNM1. The coding region runs from base 65 to 1534 and encodes 489 amino acids. NCBI's taxonomy places the organism in Eukaryota, Viridiplantae, Streptophyta, Magnoliopsida, Asparagales, Orchidaceae. Gene Ontology annotation, biological process: interstrand cross-link repair; double-strand break repair via nonhomologous end joining; protection from non-homologous end joining at telomere. The transcript has 9 exons. The record is from RefSeq and is a predicted model, not a curated record. Gene Ontology annotation, molecular function: 5'-3' DNA exonuclease activity; damaged DNA binding.